Oncorhynchus kisutch (coho salmon) is the source of this 1396-nucleotide messenger RNA. Its product is annotated as zona pellucida sperm-binding protein 2-like. The coding region runs from base 393 to 1346 and encodes 317 amino acids. NCBI's taxonomy places the organism in Eukaryota, Metazoa, Chordata, Actinopteri, Salmoniformes, Salmonidae. The record is from RefSeq and is a predicted model, not a curated record. The transcript is spliced from 11 exons.
UCUUUAAGGAGAGAAGGGCGGAACAAGGUGUCACAACCUUCACUCUUCAGCUGAUCUACGGCCUGGUCAUCUUUCCAGAGUACGCUCCUUUCUCUCACUCUGCCGUUGUGGACGCUGUACUGCUGGACAUUGUGCCACCCUCAGUCACUGGCUACUGUGAUCAGGAGAACUUCCACAUCACUGUGGACUACAGGAACCAAGAGCCCUUUUUUGUGGUCUUGGUUGGCAAGCGGCUGCUUAACCAUGAGUUUGCUCAACAGUAUUUAACAGAGGGCGACACAGACUUCACCAUCACGUUGCCCUUCUCUUCGCCGGACGCAGUGUUUGAGUCGGUUCACUCGUCGGCUGUCCGGAGCAGACUGGAUGUGGCUCUGUUGAAUCCUUACAACAACAUGACCAUCAAAUACUUUUCCCUGGCUUGCAGCUUCCUCAAAACGCUGACUGAGUGUUUCUCUAACGGAACGAUGACUGCGCUGGCAGUGAAGGUGGAGUCUGCUCCCGGUCUGAACCCCGGUCAGCUGACCCUGAGCGACCCUGCCUGUGGUCCCACCUACAGUGACGAUCGCUUCGCCUACUUCCACUUCACUGUGAACUCCUGUGGCACCACCAGGAAGUUUAUCAACAAUGUCAUGCUGUAUGAGAACGAAAUCUCCUUGCCAGAUGAACUUGAGGUGAAGCUGAAUGCCACGACGUCUUCAGAGCAGGAAUAUCAGUUAAAGGUUUCCUGCUCCUAUGUGGCCAACAUCACUCGCACAUUGGCCUUCCUGACCAGGCCGCGUGACAACGAGCCUUUUGCCGAGACUGGGACGGGUCGACUAAUGGUCAGAAUGAGACUCGCUCAGGACGCCUCGUAUAACACAUUCCACCAGGAGGAGGACUAUCCAGUGGUGAGGUACCUGAGACAGCCUCUGCACUUUGAGGUGGAGCUGACCACGUCCUCUGAUCCCAAGGUAGCGCUGGUGCUUGACCACUGCUGGGCCACCCUCAACGAGGACCGCGACUCCCGACCCCGGUGGAAUCUCAUCAUUAAUGGCUGUGAGAACCCCGAGGAUCCAUACCGUGUGGUCUUCCACCCGGUAGAAGCUGACGCCAGGGUCCGCUUCCCCCCUCACGUCAAACGCUUUGAGGCCUAUAUGUUUUCCUUCGCCGGUGAUGCGGUUGAGCCGAGUGGCCAGGUCUUUGUCCAUUGUGAUGUGGUCAUCUGUGAUGCCAGUAGUCCCACUGGCGGCCCCUGUAGUGGACAAUGUGUGAAUCAGGACAACCUGAAAAGAGGUCAACGACAUGUCAAAGACUUCUUUGAGGAGCGUCAUGUAUAUGUUUCUUCUGGAUACAUUCUUUGGGUGUAAUGUAUUGUUCUAACAUGUCAAAUAAAGUGUUCUAUAUAAAACAAUCCUAA